CACUAAUAUCUGGCAUCAUUGCACAAUGACAUUACGUUUCACUGUGGUGUUGUAAACAGUUUAUAUUUCUUGAAUUUCAUGCUACCAAGUUUCUAAAAACUAGACAACUCAAAUUAUUCAAAGCACUGCAGAUCAAAUACCUGUAACAUAAUUUACCAUGGCUCGUCGUUAUGAUUCCAGAACUACGAUUUUCUCCCCAGAGGGUCGCCUGUAUCAGGUGGAAUAUGCUAUGGAAGCCAUCUCGCACGCCGGUACGUCUCUAGGUAUCUUGGCUAAAGAUGGUAUAUUAUUGGCGGCUGAAAGAAGAAAUACCAACAAAUUACUGGAUAGUGUUAUUUUCUCCGAGAAGAUCUAUAAACUCAACGACGAUAUGGUAUGCUCAGUUGCUGGAAUCACCUCGGAUGCUAACGUGUUGACCAACCUGCUUCGCGUUAUUGCACAACGCUAUCAGCUGAACUAUGGAGAAGCCAUGCCAUGCGAACAGCUUGUAUCGCACUUGUGUGACGUGAAGCAGGCCUAUACACAGUACGGAGGCAAACGACCUUUCGGAGUGUCAAUUUUGUACAUGGGGUGGGAUAAACAUUAUGGUUAUCAGCUAUAUCAGUCUGAUCCAAGCGGUAACUAUGGUGGCUGGAAAGCAACAUGUAUCGGCAACAAUUCUGCAGCUGCAGUUUCAGCACUCAAACAAGAGCUUGGUGACAACGAGAUUACAUUGGCUCAGGCUCAAGAUUUGUCUAUUAAGGUUCUAUCGAAAACAUUGGAUAUGACUAAGUUAACUUCGGAGAAAAUUGAGAUGGCUAUUUUGACGCGAGAAAAUAACAAAACUGUUAUAAACAUUCUUUCCGGUGCAGAAGUCGAUGCGCUUAUCGCCAAAUAUGAAAAGGCAGAAGCUGAAGCGGAAGCGGCAAAAAAGGAGAAGUUGUCUCAAAAAGCGGAUAAGUAAGAAAAUUGCUAAGUUUAUCCUUGUUUACGUAUUCAUUCUCACCUUGAGACCGGUUUGUGGUUUUUUUGAACGAAUGAAAGGAAAAUACAUUCUCGUUGCCUACA
Messenger RNA from Toxorhynchites rutilus septentrionalis, 1047 nucleotides. It is a transcript of the gene Prosalpha3, whose product is annotated as proteasome subunit alpha type-4. Gene Ontology annotation, cellular component: proteasome core complex, alpha-subunit complex; proteasome core complex; nucleus. Gene Ontology annotation, biological process: ubiquitin-dependent protein catabolic process. The record is from RefSeq and is a predicted model, not a curated record. The transcript is spliced from 5 exons. Lineage: Eukaryota; Metazoa; Arthropoda; Insecta; Diptera; Culicidae. The coding region runs from base 158 to 943 and encodes 261 amino acids.